Messenger RNA from Vanessa atalanta (red admiral), 2500 nucleotides. RefSeq names its product 5'-AMP-activated protein kinase catalytic subunit alpha-2 (gene AMPKalpha). Gene Ontology annotation, cellular component: cytoplasm. Gene Ontology annotation, molecular function: ATP binding; protein serine/threonine kinase activity. Gene Ontology annotation, biological process: intracellular signal transduction; protein phosphorylation. The transcript is spliced from 7 exons. The record is from RefSeq and is a predicted model, not a curated record. Bases 211 to 1773 code for a protein of 520 amino acids. Lineage: Eukaryota; Metazoa; Arthropoda; Insecta; Lepidoptera; Nymphalidae.
UUCCUUCGUCUUUUCAAUUUUUCCUCAUUUAUUAUUUUUAUUGUAUUAUUAUAAUUUCCCUGAUACUACUUUUUCAUUUGUUAAUAUUUUAUUUUGUAUAUAAAUGAAUUACUAUGUAACUACUAGUGUUAGAAGAGACUACACUAUUAUUUACAACCUUGCUCCUUGAACUUGGUGAAAUUCGAUAAUAAGAACUUAUAAACGUAAACAAUGUCUGAUAAACCAGUGGUAGCAAGUGGUAAUCAACCUAUUGUUAAAAUAGGUCACUAUACAUUAGGAGCUACCUUGGGAGUGGGCACAUUCGGUAAAGUGAAGAUUGGAGAACAUCAACUGACAAAGCACAAGGUCGCAGUUAAAAUUCUUAAUCGACAAAAGAUUAAAUCGUUAGAUGUCGUCGGUAAAAUUAGACGUGAAAUACAGAACCUUAAGCUAUUCCGGCAUCCCCAUAUUAUUAAAUUGUACCAGGUGAUAUCUACACCAACAGAUAUAUUUAUGAUAAUGGAAUAUGUAUCUGGUGGGGAACUUUUUGACUACAUUGUUAAAAGAGGUAAACUUCAAGAACACGAAGCCAGGCGUUUCUUCCAACAAAUCAUAUCAGGUGUAGACUACUGCCAUAGACAUAUGAUUGUUCAUAGAGACUUAAAACCUGAGAAUCUUCUGCUAGAUCAUAAUAUGCAUGUUAAGAUAGCAGAUUUUGGCUUGUCUAAUAUGAUGAUGGAUGGAGAAUUUUUGAGGACAUCCUGUGGAUCACCUAAUUAUGCCGCCCCUGAGGUUAUAUCAGGUAAACUUUAUGCUGGUCCGGAGGUUGAUGUGUGGUCAUGUGGAGUAAUUCUAUAUGCACUACUCUGUGGGACUUUGCCGUUUGACGAUGAACAUGUACCCACAUUGUUCAGAAAAAUCAAGUCAGGAAUUUUCCCCAUACCAGAGUACUUAAAUAAAAGUGUUGUUAGUCUCUUAUGCAACAUGUUACAAGUUGACCCCAUGAAGAGGGCAACUAUCGAAGAUGUCAAAAAACAUGAGUGGUUCCAGAAAGAUCUACCUGGUUAUUUGUUCCCGUCUCCCGUGGAGCAGGUGGACAGCAGCGUGAUCGACACAGAGGCGAUCGCCGAAGUGUGCGACAAGUUCGGCGUACGCGAGAACGAAGUCCACAACGCCUUGCUCAGCGGAGACCCGCACGAUCAGCUCGCCAUAGCCUACCAUCUCAUCAUAGACAACAAGAGAAUCGCAGACGAAGCCGCUAAGGCCGAAAUUAAAGAGUUCUACGUCGCCAGCAGCUCGCCGCCCGCCAGCGCCGACAGCGCGCGCCCGCACCCCGAGCGCAUCGCGCCGCUGCGCGACAAGCCCGCGCCCGCCGCGCAGCCGCAGCACGACAAGCAGAAGGGCACGCCCGUCAAACGAGCAAAGUGGCACCUAGGAAUCCGAUCUCAGAGCAAGCCCAACGACAUCAUGUUGGAAGUAUUUCGUGCUAUGAAAGCACUCGACUACGAGUGGAAAGUCAUCAAUCCUUAUCAUGUCAGAGUUCGCACCUUGAACAAGAUGACACAGAAACACAUCAAAAUGUCGCUCCAACUGUACCAAGUCGACUACAAGUCCUACCUCCUCGACUUCAAAUCUCUUUCAGGCGAGAAGGAGGACACGGAUGAGGAGGCCUCGCCCCUCGCCCCGUCCCCGUCCCCCUCACUCCCUCCGCCGGUUCCCACUCAGCCCCAGGGUCACCACACAAUGGAAUUCUUCGAAAUGUGUGCAGCACUCAUUAUUCAACUAGCUAGGUAAUGUUUUAAAACAAGUUUUCCAUUUGCCUUUAACUUCCUAGUUAAAGGUCGUAGUAACUUCUAGCCAGUCCUUAUCCAAUGUUACAAUUGAAUAGAUGCAUUAUUGGUCGUCGAAUAUGCUUUUUUGUGUAAUAAUGUUGUACUAUUUUUAGAAAAGCUUUAUGACGUCGAUAUUCAUAAACCUUAAAUUCAUACACAACUUGCAGAAGUUUAAUUAGUUAGUUUAGAUAAUAGUGUAACUUGUAAUUGCUCCUGGUCCAUACUUAAAUAAAAUCUCAAGAUAUUGUAUGAAAAUUGUAGGUACAAGAAACAUUUAAAUGCAUAAAAUUUGGUCCCAAAACUGAGUUUCAGUUAUUUUUUAUAAUUUGUACAAAUUGAUUCAAAGCUAUAUACUAUUGACACAGUAGUGUCAUGAUAACUUGUUUAUAAAUAGUAGUCAAUUUAACUUUUUAGAGUAAGUAUAAACCGUUUCGAAAUUAAUCACUUACUUAACAUUCACAGGCUGUUAUAAAAGCAAUAGCACUAGUAUUAUAUAAACAAUUAUUUUGUACAUCCUGUAUCAGAAAAUGUAAAAAAACGCCCCAAAUCGGUCUCAGUAUAAGAACAUUAGAAUUAUUCAAUAAAUGCUUGUUUAUUUCUAAUAAGUAAUACUUUAACAUUAUGCUAGUUCGUUCCCACGAUAUUAAUAAUAAUUCUGUCCUGCUCAUUUUGUUAACAAAAGAAAGAAA